Molecule: messenger RNA, 957 nt
Organism: Ipomoea nil (Japanese morning glory)
Lineage: Eukaryota; Viridiplantae; Streptophyta; Magnoliopsida; Solanales; Convolvulaceae
Exons: 2
Coding region: 1-957 (318 amino acids)
Source: RefSeq, a predicted model, not a curated record
AUGGAGCAACCACCUGGGUUUGUUGCUCAGGGGGAGAUUUGUAAGCUGAAGAAGUCUUUGUAUAGGUUAAAACAAUCUCCCAGAGCGUGUGUUUUGUUAAUUGUCUAUGUUGAUGAUAUAGUGAUCACGGGUGAUGAUGCGACGGGAAUUGAUGCACUCAAAUCUUUUCUUAAAGAGAAGUUCCAUACGAAAGAUCUGGGAGUAUUGAAGUAUUUCCUUGGGAUUGAGGUUAUUCGUUCUAAGAGAGGCAUAUUUCUUUCACAACGGAAAUAUGUGCUAGAUUUACUUGAAGAAUCUGGGCUCUUAGGGUCGAAGCCGUGUGAAACUCCUAUGGACCAGGGUGUUAAGCUUAUACCUAGUGAGGGGGAGCCUCUUGAAGAUCCAGAGCGAUAUAGGAGGCUAGUGGGGAAGUUAAACUACCUUACUAUCACUCGUUCGGAUAUUACCUUUCCGGUAAGUGUGGUAAGUCAGUUCAUGGCAAAUCCUACAAAGUUUCAUUGGGAAGCUGCAGUGAGGGUUGUGAAAUAUUUAAAGAGUGCUCCUGGGAGAGGAAUUUUGUAUGCCAAUCAUGGGCAUAUGAGUGUUGAAGCCUUCUCUGACGCUGAUUGGGUUGGGUCACUGAGUGACAGGAAGUCGACAACGGGGUAUUGUGUGUUCCUUGGUGGCAAUCUAGUGUCGUGGAAAAGUAAGAAGCUGAGUGUUGUCUCACGCUCUAGUGCAGAGUCUGAGUAUAGACCAAUGACUCAUGUGGCAUGUGAGGUGAUGUGGUUGUGUAAUGUUCUUGGGGAGAUUGGUGUAAAGGUGAAUAAACUAAUUCCUUUGUGGUGUAACAAUAAGGCUGCUAUACACAUUUCUAGUAAUCCUGUGUUUCAUGAGUGCACUAAACAUAUUGAGGUAGAUUGUCACUUUGUGCGAGAAAAGGUUCAACAAGGGCUACUUUCGACUGUUCAUGUCUGA